AUGCGGAUGUUAUUUGUUUUUUCUUGUUAUCUAUCUCAGUUGACAUUUAUUUUGUUUAGAUAUAUUUUCUUUUCUUUCUCUUUCUUUCAUUCUUUCUUUCUUAAUACAUUGAUAUCUAUCUAUUUCACUCUCUUCCUAUCUAUCUAUCUAUCUAUCUAUCUAUCUAUCUAUCUAUCUAUCUAUCUCCUCCGUUCAUAUCUAUCUAUCUAUCGAACUCAUUCCGUUCAUAUCUAUCUAUCGAACUCAUUCCAUUCAUAUCUAUCUAUCUAUCUAUCUAUCUAUCUAUCUAUCUCACUCCGUUCAUAUCUAUCUAUCUAUCUAUCUGUCUCAUUCUGUUCAUAUCUAUCUAUCUAUCUAUCUAUCUAUCUAUCUAUCUAUCUAUCUAUCUAUCGAACUCAUUCCGUUCAUAUCUAUCUAUCGAACUCAUUCCAUUCAUAUAUCUAUCUAUCUAUCUAUCUAUCUAUCUAUCUAUCUAUCUCCGUUCAUAUCUAUCUAUCUAUCUAUCUAUCUAUCUCAUUCUGUAUCUAUCUCAUUCUGUUCUAUCUAUCUAUCUCAUUCUGUUCAUAUCUAUCUAUCUAUCUAUCUAUCUAUCUAUCUAUCUAUCUAUCUAUCUAUCUAUCUAUCUAUCUAUCUCACUCUGUUCAUAUUUAUCUAUCUAUCUAUUAA
This is a messenger RNA of Acanthosepion pharaonis, 666 nucleotides long. The record is from the annotation of a GenBank genome assembly. NCBI's taxonomy places the organism in Eukaryota, Metazoa, Mollusca, Cephalopoda, Sepiida, Sepiidae.